Molecule: messenger RNA, 3274 nt
Organism: Phalaenopsis equestris
Lineage: Eukaryota; Viridiplantae; Streptophyta; Magnoliopsida; Asparagales; Orchidaceae
Product: kinesin-like protein KIN-UB
Exons: 19
Coding region: 141-2885 (914 amino acids)
Biological process (GO): microtubule-based movement; cytoskeleton-dependent intracellular transport
Cellular component (GO): microtubule; kinesin complex
Molecular function (GO): ATP hydrolysis activity; ATP binding; microtubule binding
Source: RefSeq, a predicted model, not a curated record
CGGCGGGUCUGGCAUAGGCUCCACUCCUUUCCCUGUCAUCCAGUCCCUGUAGCUUAGGUUGAUGCACGCCGAGAGUCCCCGCUCAGUCCGCGCGUUCCUCGCUCCCCUCUCCCGCCUCUCUGUCUUCUGUCAUAGUCCCCAUGGCUUCCGGGAGUUACAGAAACGGUACUUCUUACUCUAAGCCAACGAAGCUGGACCGAACAACAUCCUCCACCUACACCACUCCCAAGCCCAUUUCCAAGUCACGUGUUUCCGCCGGAGGUGGCGCUAACAUCCGCCGAAGUAACGCUACGCCGCUCACCGUUAAGGAUGACGCCGGAGUCCCUGGGAGAGUUCGAGUUGCCGUAAGACUUAGGCCUCAGAAUUCGGAGGAGUUGGUAGCUGAUGCUGAUUUUGCUGAUUGUGUUGAAUUACUGCCUGAGCUUAAGAGGUUAAAGCUCCGCAAAAACAAUUGGGAGUCAGAAACCUAUGAAUUUGAUGAAGUGCUUACUGAAUCUGCCUCACAAAAACGUGUUUAUGAGGUUGUUGCCAAACCAGUCGUUGAGAGUGUUUUGGAGGGAUACAAUGGUACGGUUAUGGCUUACGGCCAGACUGGAACUGGAAAAACUUUUACUCUGGGAAAGCUCGGAGAGGACAACAUAGCGGCUCGUGGAAUUAUGGUCCGUGCCAUGGAGGACAUUCUUGCUGAUACUUCUCCAAGUAGUGAUUCUGUAUCCGUCUCCUACUUUCAGCUCUAUAUGGAAACAGUCCAAGAUCUUCUUUGUCCUGGGAAUGAUAACAUUGCCAUUGUAGAAGAUCCAAAGUCUGGCGAUGUGUCUAUACCUGCAGCAACUGUUGUUGAAAUCAGGGACCAGCAGAGUUUUGUAGAGCUUUUAAGAAUAGGGGAAGCUCACCGUUUUGCUGCAAAUACAAAGUUAAACACCGAGUCAUCUCGCAGUCAUGCCAUUCUAAUGGUUCAUGUUAAGAGAUCCAUAAAGGGAAGGCAUGAUGGUGAAGAUGGUUUUCCUGUUGAGAAUGGCCAGGCAUCUUCCUUGGUCAAAUCAUUCCGGCCUCCAAUAGUCAGAAAAAGUAAACUCGUUGUUGUAGAUCUUGCUGGUUCUGAGAGAAUAGAUAAGUCAGGAAGUGAGGGGCAUACAUUAGAAGAAGCAAAGUCCAUCAAUCUCUCAUUGACUGCACUGGGUAAAUGCAUUAAUGCUCUUGCAGAAAAUAGUGCGCAUGUCCCAUUUCGUGAUUCUAAGCUUACAAGAUUGCUUCGGGAUUCAUUUGGGGGAACUGCGAGGACAUCAUUGGUUGUGACAAUUGGACCAUCUCCCCGUCAUCGGGGAGAGACAUCAAGUACCAUAAUGUUUGGACAACGGGCAAUGAAGGUGGAGAACAUGGUAAAAUUAAAGGAAGAAUUUGACUACAAGAGCUUGUGCAGGAGGCUUGAUAUUGAGGUAGAUAAGUUAAUUUCUGAUAACGAAAGACAACUGAAAGAUUUUGAAGAUGAAGUUGAGAAAGUAAAAGCAGAAGCGCAAAGCCGGAUAUCUGAGAUUGAGAGAAAAUAUAUGAUUUCUCUAGAGAAUGAGAGAUUGAAGUACCAGAAAGAUUAUAUGGACUCAAUAAAGAAGCUGGAGGAGAAAUGGAUGACCAAUCAACAGAUAAGUAAGAGCAAUAAAUCUUGGAUUGGCAGUCAUGAAGGAUGCAUGGAUGGUGGAGAGGCUUCAGUGCCUUCAACUUCAGAUGGCAUGAACGAUGACAAACAGUUGCUAAAGAAUGAGAAGGCCUUAAGACAAUCUAGUGAGGAUGAGGUUUCUAGCCUUAAGAGCCAAGUGACUCAGUGGAAAAGGUUAGAGGCAGCUGCAAAUGUUGAGAUUGUAAAGCUUCAAAAGAAGCUCGAGAGUGAAGCUCAUCAGAAAGAAAAGCUUGAAGAAGAGAUAAAUAUACUAAAAAAUAAGCUGCUGCAGUUGAGUUUUGAAGCUGAUGAGACACGGAGAAGUCUUGAUAGAGGUGGAUCGGGUAAAGUCUUCUCUGGGUUUGAUGCCUUUAUGUCCCACGCUAGAUCUUCUCAAAUUCGAGACUCAGCAAACGGUCAAAAGGCAUCUAUUGCUAAACUUUCUGAGCAAGUUGGUUUGCAAAAUAUUUUGUCAUUGCUUGAAUCAGAAGAUGCAGAUGUACGUAUUCAUGCCGUAAAAGUUGUAGCUAACCUUGCAGCUGAAGAAGCUAAUCAAGAGAAGAUUGUUGAAGCUGGAGGCCUUAGUUCAUUGCUUAGCCUUCUAAGAAGCUCAGAAGAUGAAACCAUACGCAGGGUAGCGGCUGGUGCAAUUGCAAAUCUUGCAAUGAAUGAAACAAACCAAGAACUUGUAAUGGCGCAAGAUGGUAUCAGUUUGCUAUCAAUCACUGCAGCUGAUGCUGAGGACCCUCAAACUCUUCGCAUGGUGGCUGGAGCUAUUGCUAAUUUAUGUGGCAAUGAUAGACUUCAGACAAGGCUCAGAGCUGAGGGUGGCAUUAAAGCACUUCUUGGGAUGGUGAGAUGUGGGCAUCCUGAUGUUCUCGCUCAAGUUGCUCGUGGAAUUGCAAACUUUGCAAAAUGCGAGUCUAGAGCUUCUAUGCAAGGAAACAAUACCGGAUGUUCGCGUCUAAUUGAAGAUGGAGCACUCCCCUGGAUAGUCAAAAAUGCCAACAAUGAAGCCGCUCCAAUCCGGCGCCACAUUGAGCUCGCCCUAUGUCACUUGGCACAACAUGAAGUAAAUGCCAAGGAUAUGAUCACUGAAGGCGCCCUGUGGGAGCUAGUACGCAUUUCGAGGGACUGCUCUCGAGAGGACAUUAGGAUGCUUGCUCGCAAAACUCUCACUGCCAGUCCCAAGUUUCAAGCCGAGUUACGACGAUUGCGCAUCGAGUGUUGAUCGGUUUGUUGCAUUUAAGCACAAAAUCUGUGCUUUUCCAGGAAUCGCAGAUGAUCCAAUCUCAAGUUUUCUUCAGAAAAUCUUCCUGAGUUCGGAGGAAAGAUCAGAAUCAAUUCUCUCAUUAUGAAUGGAGUUUAGGAAUUGCUCUCUUUAUUCAUAAUCCUUGAAUUUGUAAUGCAAGCUAUAUGCAUUUAUUUGUAUGAAUUUUCCCUUUUUUGAUCCUGAUUAGUUCUUCCAGUUGAGCCAUAUUAGCAGCCCAAGUUUUGUAUAAAUUUGUAUAUGACAAGGGUUAAGAGAAGAAUGGUUUUAAAGCUUGAUUGGAGAAGAAUAUAUGUGGGAUCAUAUUAUUUCUAUAAUCCGGAACCAUAUUUUUCCAGCUGCAGGAGUGU